UUCUCACAUUCUUCUGCUUUAUAUAACUCACUUCUCCUCUUAUUUAUUACAAACACCAAACCACAUCUCAUUAUUCAUCAUUACACCUCCCUCUCUUUCCUCUUCACACCCCCUCCCUCCCUCCCUCUCACAAUGGGAAAGAAAAUUUUGAAACUAUCUUCACUUUUCAAAACCAAACAACAUCCAUGGCAAUUCUUACCUUCCUGUAACCACCAUCCAAAGACUCUCUCCUUUCGAACUGGUGCUGCUGUUGUUGAUGAUGACAUGUUCAAGACAGUUAACUCAGUGUUCUUCGACCAAACAGACAAUCAAAGCAAUAUCGAAACACCGAAGUCAUGUUUCACAACAACCUCGUCUGAUUCUGUCGCGAGUUUCUCGACAGAAUCAGACGAGUAUUACUGCUACAACGACGGAGAGCUCUUGGAGACAUUGGUACGAGGAGUUAAAUCCGAGAGGUCUUCAGAGAGGCUGUUUUUUGAAGCCGAGGACACGAGUUCGAUCUUGGAAAAGGCGAAGGCCAACGAUUUUCCGUUUAAGGAAAGUGUUGUGUUGGCUUUGGAGUCAGAUGAUCCUUAUGAGGAUUUCAAGAGAUCAAUGGAGGAGAUGGUCGAGUCACAUGGUGUGAAGGAUUGGGAAGGUUUGGAGGAACUUUUGAGUUGGUAUUUGAGAGUUAAUGGGAAGAAUAAUCAUGGGUUUAUUGUUGGUGCUUUUGUUGAUUUGUUGAUUAGUUUGACAGGCUCUAAGGAUUCUAGUAAGUCUUGUUCUGAUUUCACUUUGUAUUCUUCUGCUGUUUCUUCUUUUGCUUCUUCACCAAAUUUGUAUUUAUCUGAGGGGCAGAAUGAGAUUACUGAGAUUGAAGAUAAUGAUAAUGUAACAGAUUCUUAGAUUUAUAGAUUAGAUUAGAUGUAGUUUUAACUUUUUUUUUUGUUGGUGUUGUACAUUAUGUAGAUUGGAAAAAAAUUUAAUGAGAAUUAAGUUAUGAUGAUCUUGU
Vicia villosa (hairy vetch) is the source of this 991-nucleotide messenger RNA. RefSeq names its product transcription repressor OFP13-like. The transcript has a single exon. The record is from RefSeq and is a predicted model, not a curated record. Gene Ontology annotation, biological process: negative regulation of DNA-templated transcription. NCBI's taxonomy places the organism in Eukaryota, Viridiplantae, Streptophyta, Magnoliopsida, Fabales, Fabaceae. Bases 133 to 885 code for a protein of 250 amino acids.